ACCCUGUAAAUCUCGUCACAGACAACAUGUACAAGCCAUGACCAAACCCACUCUCUAACCUUCAAUCUCUAACCUCUUGAACUGGCCUCUACGAACGCAAGCUUCUGCACGACUCCGAUCCAACCUCUUCCUCGAGCCCUCCAAGCUCCCUCGCGAUCUAUGAUCUGAACGCACAUUCCGAACUGCGAACCCUGAAGGCAACAAUGCCCGCCGCAGUAUAUUACCUGCCCGACGCCCCCUCCUCCAUCCUCCCUAACAUUCAAGCCACCCUCCGCGCCCUACACGCUCGUCUCCAUCAUUCGCGCUUCACCCUGGAACACCGCCUUUUCCGCUCCACGCCCGGCCCUUCCACCGCGCCGGCGCUGCUACACAUCCUCACCCUUGCACAUCGUUCGCAUACCCACCUCUAUGCGCAUCCCUCGGACUCUAGCAAUACUAGCGGCAAUAGAAACAGCAGCGACAGUGGAGGUGGACACAACAAUAGGGCCAGCGGUAACAUCAUUGCUAUCCCCACUACGCACGCAAACGAGUACCGCGAUUUACUCGUCGGCAAGAUGAGCGGGCUAUGGGCGCCGCGGUCCGCGCUCAGCGUGGCGGGCGGUGAGGUAUGGAGUCUUGGCAGCGCGGAUGCAGAUGGCGAUGUGGAUGCGGCCGCGUAUGUGAUGCGCAUUGGGGAGGUGCGGACGCUGGGUACGAAUGCGCAGCCGCGGGGCGUGAUUAUUGUUGUGGAAGAGGGCAUCGGGAUUGAGGGUGACGAAGAUGAAGAGGACGAAGCCUGGGAUAUAGAUGUGCAAGGAGGAGGUCCGGGUGGUGAGGAGGAGGAGGAGAUGGGGAAAAAGGUAGAGGUUGCGGCGGCGGCAAGUUUGAUGGGACUCCGCGAGGUGUGGGAGAAGAUUGGCGUGAAGGGGGCGAAGGAGACGGUGGGGAGGUUUGCAAGAGGAGAGAGGAGGCGGGAGGAAGCCGAGGUGAGGAUGUGGUGCGAGGUACUAAAGCUGAGAAACUGAUACGGG
Messenger RNA from Pseudovirgaria hyperparasitica, 1010 nucleotides. RefSeq lists its product as uncharacterized. The record is from RefSeq and is a predicted model, not a curated record. The transcript has a single exon. Gene Ontology annotation, biological process: regulation of transcription by RNA polymerase II. NCBI's taxonomy places the organism in Eukaryota, Fungi, Ascomycota, Dothideomycetes, Acrospermales, Acrospermaceae. Gene Ontology annotation, molecular function: transcription coregulator activity. Bases 204 to 1004 code for a protein of 266 amino acids. Gene Ontology annotation, cellular component: mediator complex.